Messenger RNA from Nylanderia fulva, 1965 nucleotides. Lineage: Eukaryota; Metazoa; Arthropoda; Insecta; Hymenoptera; Formicidae. The record is from RefSeq and is a predicted model, not a curated record.
AUGGCCAAAAGCAAGGUAGCACCCGUCAAACAAGUGACCUUGCCGAGGCUGGAGUUGUGCGCCGCCACGCUACUCACCAAUUUGACGCGACAUGUCAAACAAACGCUCGACCUGGCAACAUCAGACACGUACUUAUGGUCAGAUUCAACAGUGACCCUCCAAUGGAUUCGCGGUCACUCCUCACGCUGGAAGACUUUCGUCGCCAAUCGAGUCGCUCACAUCCAGACGCAGCUGCCUAAUGCACAAUGGAGACACGUAGCUGGUCGCGACAACCCUGCGGACUGUGCAUCAAGGGGUAUUAAUCCAAGCGAACUAAUCAAUCACGCUUUAUGGUGGACAGGACCUACCUGGUUGUCACAGCACGAAUCGGCCUGGCCAAAUUCCGUGAUGGAGAUCCGAGGAGACGACGUGCCAGAAAGGAAAGCCACGAGCCUGAUGACUGUCAACCGGGUCAUCGUCGAGCCAGAAAUCCUGCUCCGCUUCUCAUCUCUGCAUCGCCUGCUACGGAUAUCCGCAUGGUGCCGUCGCUGGCUGCGCGCUUCUGAGCCGACUCACACCGCUGGACUAACGUUGAGUCCUGAGGAACUCGACAUGGCACUCUUUCGCUGGCUUCGAGAAGUGCAGACACUGCACUUCACGGACGAGAUCACCGCAGUCGCAGCUGGACGCUCCGUCGCACCACGCAGCACAUUAGUCAAGCUGACUCCGUUCCUCGACGACCAUGGUGUUCUGAGAGUGGGAGGUCGGCUUAAGCACGCCCUGCUGACACAAGAUGAGAGGCACCCGAUGAUCAUUCCAACCUCGUCGUGGCUGACUCGUCUGCUCGUGGAAUCCUGUCACCGUCGGACGCUGCAUGGCGGAGUGCAACUUACUCUGGGGCUGCUUCGACUGCGCUUCUGGAUUCCACGAGGACGCACAGUUGUGAAACAGCAACUACAUCGCUGCAUCACCUGCACAAGAUGGCGAGCAACGACGCUGCAGCCACCGAUGGGUAAUCUACCCCGCGAUCGGGUCACUCCGACUCGGCCAUUUCUGCGCACCGGAGUGGACUAUGCAGGACCCAUCCUCAUCCGAACGAGCAAGGGACGAGGACACCGCGCCUAUAAGGGCUAUAUCGCAGUAUUCAUCUGUUUUUGGUCCAGAGCCAUCCACCUCGAACUUGUCUCGGAUUACUCUUCAGAGGCCUUCAUCGCCGCUUUACGUCGCUUUGUCUCACGUCGAGGUCUCUGUACGGACAUAUAUAGCGACUGUGGAACGACCUUCAUCGGGGCUGACCGCACUUUACGGGAACUCUUCGUCGCUGCAUCCACAGAGGGCCGUGGAAUCGCACGCGUAGCUGCUGAACAUGGCAUACGGUGGCACUUUAAUCCACCAGCAGCUCCGCACUUCGGCGGAUUGUGGGAGGCAGCCGUCAAAUCCGCUAAGUAUCACUUGCGGAGGGUGAUAGGUGAAACCACUCUCACCUUUGAGGAACUGACCACUCUCCUCACACAAAUUGAGGCCUGUUUAAAUUCUCGUCCAUUACAGGCACUCUCUGACGAUCCAGACGAUAUUACAGCACUGACUCCGGGCCACUUCCUGAUCGGCGCGCCGCUUCUCGCCAUCCCGGAGCCAGUACAGGAGGACACCAGUGGAUCCGCAGCAUCACGAUGGCAUCAUCUCCAGGCGAUGCGAGAUCACUUUUGGCAAAGAUGGUCGGGAGAGUACAUCCAUGGACUCAUCUCACGACCUAAAUGGUUGAAGGUCGAUACCACACCUCACAUCGGAGCACUCUGCCUUGUGCGCUCCGAGAUUUCGCCUCCAAACCGAUGGCCUCUCGCCCGGAUCACAAAACUGCAUCCCGGCGACAACGGGAUCGUACGCGUGGUCACCGUUCGAACCGCGACCUCCGAGCUCGUGCGUCCGCUCGUAAAAAUCGUCUUACUUCCCGACUUCACAACGGACGUAACGACACGCAACGCAUAG